AUGGAGCUUGAAUCUACUGAUAUCAACUUUUCCGUCUCUUGGCUAUUGGGUCUCAAGCCCAAAUCCACGUAUCCAGAAUGGGCAAGAGACUAUCUGACAGAUGAACCCCGUUUCCUUGUGAGCCGUCUUCUCGGCCUUGUUCCCAGCCGCAGGCCCCGUCGCCGCUUGAGAAGGAGACGCCAACGUUCAAAGACUGUAGUUCAAUCCACCGAAUCUGCAGAGGAGGAAGAUCAAGAUGCAGAAUACCUGGACAUGGAUGAAUUUGGUCUUGGGAAGUUGUAUGGCGAUCUUCCCUACGAUUCUGAUGAUGAUUCCGAGUCAGAAUCCGAAGAUACACCUGUUGUGGAUGACGAGCCGCCCGUUCUGGCAGAGCCGGCGUUCCUAGAGCUCUGCAAAGAGAUGGAAGAGUUUCUGGACGAGAUUGAAAAAUCGCAACAAGAAGAUAACGACGACUCUGAUACCGAAACGAUUGACGGCCUCGAACCCCAAGAUUGCCAGGAUGAAUCUGCCUCGAGAAUUGAGUGGCUGCGACAAAAGGAGGUGGAAAAGUCAGAAAACAAAUACCUUGACCGGAUCAUGUCUUUACCUGGCUUUGAAGAAGCGAAAUCAUUCUUCUUGCAGGCAAAAGCCAAGGUCAAGGCAGCUGAAAGGCGUGAGACUGAUCUCAAGAAAGAAAACUUUGACGCAGUUUUCAUGGGCGGUGAAGGAACAGGCAAAACGAUGCUGUCCCGUCUUUAUGCCAAGUAUCUUGUGUCUCUUGGCGUUGUUAAGAAGUCUGGUGUUUUCACCGGGAUCAACAGAUUCUCGGCCUAUAACAUGUCCAAAACAUCAACUCUUGGCACAAUCCAUAACACCUGCAACGCCUGUGGUGGCUGUAUUGCUAUUAUUGACCAUGCCCAUCUCAUGAAUGGCGAUGACUGUAACCUUUGGAGCCUCUAUGUUCGCUCUCAGGAUCUGCCUGGUAAAGUCGUUAUCAUCGUGGCCGGCAACGGUGAAUGGGGCCUGUCAGAUUUGAUGAGCUACAGUCAUGAAGUUGCAAGUCACUUUCCCGUCUUGAAGCUGCCUAACUACACCGCGCAAGAACUGCAAGUGGUGUUCCAUGGUAUGAUGCGAAAGUGGUUCAAAAAUAAGAUGGAAGUCGAGGGUGGCUACGAUGGCCUCUACGUUAAGAUUCUGAUCCGCAGGAUCAUUUCAGGAUCCAGCGACAAAACCUUCGGCAACAUCUGGCCCGUCAAAAAGGCAUUUCUCGAAGCCUGUAGACGACAACUCGAUCGUUUCGUCCAAGCUCGAAAAAACGGAAACUAUUUGGAGGAUUUUAGCAUGACUAAAGAAGAUCUGCUGGGCAAUAAGCCAUCGCUAGGUCCCGAGAAGAGCCCUGCCUGGAAAGAGCUUCAAGAACUUGUCGGAUUGGAUGAUGUCAAGGAAGCGAUUCUGUCUGUGGUGAGCCAAGUAAACCAGAACUUCAUUCGGGAGAUGCGUGGAGACGAUCCCUUGCACGUUUCGCCAAACCGUGUAUUUCUGGGACCUCCAGGGACAGGCAAGACAACAGUGGCAAAGCUUUACGGCAGAAUUCUAGCCGACUUUGGCCUAUUAUCAAAGGGCGAUGUCAUCACAAAGAGCCCAGCUGACCUUUUAGAUCGGUAUAUCGGAGGAUCUGAAAACAAUACUCAAGAGGCAUUGCGGGAAGCAAAGGGCAAUGUUCUCAUCAUUGAUGAUGCCCACAUGCUCGACCCAGGCACCAACGGAAGCGCUGGUAGUUCUAAGAAUGGUGAUUUCAGAGGUGGUAUAAUUGACACCAUCGUCGCCGAAGUUACUGGUGCGGCUGGGGAGGAUCGUUGUGUUAUUCUCUGCGGUUACCCUGAGCAAAUGAAGGAGAUGUUUGCCAAUGCCAAUCCGGGCUUGGCGCGAAGAUUUCCCAUGGACACAGCGUUUGUGUUUGAGAACUUUGGUGAAGAAACCUUGGGGAAGGUGCUGGACCUCAAGAUGGCAAAGGAGAAGUUGGUUGCCACCGAGAAAGCCCGCGAGGUUGCUCUUGAGGUCUUGAAGCGAGCUUCUGUCCGACCGAACUUUGGCAAUGGAGGCGAGGUGGAUAACCUACUAUCCAAAGCAAUUUCAGCCCGUUUCCGUCGCAUCACCAAAGAAAAGAAGCCCCAAGAUGAGGACAUCGACGCUGUAUCUUUGGAGCCUCAGGACUUUGAUGCUGAUUACGAUCGUCUAUCACAUGCUGUGGCAAACACCCGCGCCCUAUUCGAUGAAUUUGUUGGCUUCGAGGAAAUCAUUUCGAAGUUCGAAUCGUACCAGUACAUGGUACAAGGUAUGCGACUGCGUAGUGUCGACCCAAGGCCUUAUGUCCCUUUCACAUAUGUUUUCAAGGGCCCUCCCGGAACGGGAAAGACAUCAACCGCACGGAAGCUGGGCCAGAUCUUUUACGACAUGGGUCUACUUGCUGCAGCAGAUGUGGUGGACGUCUCUGCGUCGCAGCUGAUAGGCGAGUAUUGUGGCCAAACCGGUCCCAAGACACGCCGUCUGCUCGAAUCGGCUCUUGGCAAAGUGCUGUUCAUCGAUGAAGCAUACAGACUAGCUGGAAGCCGCGGAUCAUUCGCUGAAGAGGCAGUCAGUGAGCUAGUGGAUGCUGUGACGAAGCCACAGUUUGCACGCAAGCUCAUCGUAGUUCUGGCAGGCUACGAAGAGGACAUGGACCGCCUUCUACGUAGUAAUCAGGGAAUCAAGAGCCGAUUCGCGACAGAGUUUACUUUCCGUCCCCUGCGGACUGAACAAUGUAUCGAGCAGUUGCGACAGGUUGUUGGUAAGGUGGGCAUUACCAUCCAGCCCACGCCCGAGAUGGAUACUUAUACUCGCACAUCCCUCUUCUCUCUCCUACAGCGCCUCAGUAACGAUAAGGGCUGGGCCAGUGGCCGCAGCAUCGAAACUCUCGGCGAGCGAUUGAUCGGGCACAUCUUUAAGGAAUGUGCCAUGAAAGGCUACACAGGCAAAGAGCUCAUGGUUUCCGGACGUGAGCUGGUUGCCAUUCUUGGGCAGGCAUCAGGCGUCCCAUACGCCAGUAUUAAGAUGAGAGGUGGACAGAUUCCCAUGGGCGCAAAGGUGAUGACGCUCAAGGAUUUAGAAACAUCAGAGUAA
Fusarium sp. VM40 is the source of this 3138-nucleotide messenger RNA. The record is from the annotation of a GenBank genome assembly. NCBI's taxonomy places the organism in Eukaryota, Fungi, Ascomycota, Sordariomycetes, Hypocreales, Nectriaceae.